AUACACCAAGUCCGUGACCAUUUCCUUGGCUCUAAUCAAAAUUACUUGUCACAAUCGCCUACGGCGCCGCUUUAAGCUUUCGUCAUGGCGCCGGCGAAACCAAUGCCUACAGUCGUCGGAGAAAUGACGAUCAUAUGGGAUUUUGAUCGAACGAUUAUGGACGACGAUAGUGAUCGCUGGGUGGUGGUAGAAAUGGGUUUGACCCAAUUGUUUAAUCAGCUUCGCCAGACAUUGCCAUGGAAUUCUCUCAUGGAUCGUAUGAUGGAGGAGCUACAUUCUCAGGGAAAAACAAUCGAAGACAUCAUAAACUGUUUAAAUCGUGUUCCUUUAGAUCCACAUAUCAUUUCAGCCAUUAAAUCAGCUCAUGCUCUUGGAUGUGAUUUGAAGGUACUCAGUGAUGCUAACAAGUUCUUCAUAGAAACAAUCUUGAAAAACCAUGGAGUUUAUGAAUGCUUUUCUGAGAUCAUUACAAACCCUACUUUUGUUGAUAAAGAAGGCAGACUUCGAAUCUUUCCUUAUCAUGGUUCAACUUUGCCUCCCCAUGGCUGUGAUCUUUGUCCCCCAAAUUUGUGCAAGGGGUUAGUUUUGAAUCAAAUAGAAGAUUCAAUGUUGGAAUCAAAGCAGGUGAUAAUCUACAUUGGAGAUGGUGGAGGUGAUUUUUGUCCAACUUUGAAGCUUGAAGAAAAAGACCAUGUGAUGCCUAGAAAAAACUUCCCAUUACAUCAUCUCAUUUCCAAAUCAUCUGUACCUAUUAAGCCAAAAGUUCAUGAAUGGAGUAAUGGGGAAGAACUCAACAAGAUUCUGCUUCACCUUAUUCAUCCUGUCACCACUAAUCCAGCAGACUGAUUGAAUCAGAAUUGAAUUCUGGUUGAAUUGUUUCACCAAAAAAACUAAAAUAUUCUUUAAAUGAUGAAACUUGGUAUUGACUGUGCAAGGUUUGCGCAAACUACAAUAGCAUUCGUAGCUAAAAGAGUUUAGGACACUUUGUGUAUUGCUUAUAAAUAAUCUUACUUCUUGGUAGGUGUGUAUUUCAAUUCAUAUAUGAUAAAAGUUGGUUAUUUUGA
Molecule: messenger RNA, 1064 nt
Organism: Lactuca sativa (garden lettuce)
Lineage: Eukaryota; Viridiplantae; Streptophyta; Magnoliopsida; Asterales; Asteraceae
Product: Pyridoxal phosphate phosphatase-related protein
Molecular function (GO): phosphatase activity
Source: RefSeq, a predicted model, not a curated record